CCUAUUCAAUUUUGUAAACGAAACAAUUAUUUUUAAUUAUAUUUCAUUUCUUCAUUUCUUUCACUAAUAAACGUUGUAAUAUACUAAGCUAAUAAAUAAUAAGUUAAAUAAUGGAUAUUACAUUGGACGAUCGCUUGAAUUCAUUUCAACAAAUAAGUCAAAGAAAACUUGUAGAAAUUUUAGAUAUUAUUCCAGGGAAAAAAGACUUUAUUAUUGAACAAAAAUUAAUGAAAAUACUUGAUACAUUUGUAGGAGUAACAGUUUUAAAGAAAUAUGGAGUUGAUAAGAUAUUUAAAUUUGCUCAAGGACUUAAGUAUACCAAUGUUCAACGUAUUUAUGUAGUUACCUGUAAUCUAGUAACAUGUCAAAACGUUUUUGAUGAAAUUAAGGCUGAAUUGUGUCAAACACCCGGUCUUUCUCACCAUAUGUUAAUAGCACCAUUUAUACCAAUAGCUGUAAAUGAUUUAAUCGAAGAAAAUGGACUCUAUGGAUUAGUCACCUUGCGACCAUUAGCUUGGGAAUUUAUUAGAAUCGAUGGAAAUGUUUUAUCUCUAGAAACACCAUUAUUUACUGACUUGUACUAUCAUAAGAAUACUGGUCUACUUCCAUCUUUAGCAAGAAGUCUUUGGACAUUACGAAUGGUUCUUGGCAUUCCCAAUUUCACAUUUGCAUUGGGCAAACAUAGUCAACAUAUAUUAAAAAUGAUAUCUGCUAUGGACGAAUCUCUAGGGUCUCCUAGUACAAAAGACGAAUUUGGUGCUUUAAUUUUAAUGGAUAGAAGUCAAGACUUUGUUUCGACGUUACUGACGCCAGUGACUUAUUUGGGCUUACUGAGUGAAGUAGUCGAAAUAAAUAUAGGAUCUGCAUCUCUUGGCACCUCCCAAACCAUUUUAGAUCCAAUUAAAGAUCAAGUUUAUGGAGAAGUGAGAGACAAACAUUUUAGUAAUGCCUUUCCAACACUACACACUAAAGCUAAAUCUUUAAAAUCCGAACAAGAAUCCAUGCAAUCCAUGAAGCUAGCAGAAAUGAAACAUUAUGUACAAACUACUCUUCAAAAAACAGCAAAAAUUAAACAACAACUGGAAUUUCAUAUAUCUGCGUGUGAAGCUACCGUCAAUGCUCUUGCCUCGAAAUUUGAAACCUUACACUUUAUAGAAACUUCAAUUCUGGAAUGCACUCGAAGAGCUGAAUGUUUGGCAUACAUUUUACAGAAUAUAGAUGAUAAUCCUCAUCGAGGUCUUCGACUACUAUCGCUAUUGUCGUUGACAAGUGACGGAAUUACCAACGACGAACUAUUAACUAUACAGAAGACUCAUUUGCAUGCUCACGGCUAUCAACACAUACCACUAUUUUAUAAAUUGGAAACGGCAAAUCUUUUAAGUACGAGAGCAGAAAACAUGCUCACUCGAUUGCCAAAUCGAACGAGUAAGUGGACAGUUAAUACAAGACGCUUAAAAUUGCUUCCUAACUCGUCAAAACCAUUAGAUUUAAAAGGACCAACAUGUCCAAGUUACGUUUUCAAUGGAUCUUAUAUACCUCUUAUAGCACAAAUUUUAAAUAUUCUUAAUUCACAAAUAACAGAUCCAAAAAGUUUUGAAGAACUAACUAAUACUGUCGGAUGCACCUUUAAAGGAAUUCAAGGUCCUAUCCAUCCUCAGUGUAUAGUAAUUUGUGUAAUUGGGGGAAUUACAUUUAGUGAAAUAUCAGCAUGUAGAUUGAUAGAAAAAUCAGCAGGUAUUCGUUUAGUUUUAACGUCAGAUUGCAUUCUAACGGGCAACAAAAUUAUGGAAAAUCUAGAAAAUGCAUGACUUAGAUGCGUUAAAAUAUUGUACAUAACGAAUAUUUUGUAUUAUAAAUGUAUAU
Ceratosolen solmsi marchali is the source of this 1863-nucleotide messenger RNA. RefSeq names its product vacuolar protein sorting 33B (gene Vps33B). The coding region runs from base 111 to 1808 and encodes 565 amino acids. NCBI's taxonomy places the organism in Eukaryota, Metazoa, Arthropoda, Insecta, Hymenoptera, Agaonidae. Gene Ontology annotation, biological process: vesicle-mediated transport. The transcript is spliced from 7 exons. The record is from RefSeq and is a predicted model, not a curated record.